AAAGCACGGACAUAAAAUUUAAACUUCACCUGUUAAACUUCCCGCCUUAAAAACCCGCCAAGUACUAGCAGACUGAGAUGGAAAUUGGGUCGUCUGCUGCAACAUUAGUUUCUGACUUGCCUGAAGAGCAUGACCUAAAGUUCAAACGGUCCAGGAAGGCAUUCCUUAUUGGUGCGGGAACUCUUGUAGGUGCAGUAGGUUUCGCUAUAGCUACUGGACUCCUCGCCGAUCAAGUGUUUCGUUUAAGAAGGAUAAUAGACAACUUUAACAGAGAGCUGUUUGACAUCAGAUUCGAUCAGCAAGAGAAGCGACUUAAUCACGAAGAUUCCGUUUGUUUGACGGAAGAAUGUAUAUUAUCAGCGGCUGCUUUGAUGGAAUCGAUGGACGAAUCGGCUGAUCCGUGCGAAAAUUUUUACCAAUUUGCUUGCGGCGGAUGGCAAAAGAAAAACUUUAUUCCUCGUGGUCAAGAAGAAAUAUCACAAUUCAGCAUAUUAGAUGGAAGAAUAAAUCGUUUUAUUAAAGAAUUCUUUAUGGAGUAUAACACCGAGUUGGAUUCAAAAGCAAUCAAUAACACGCGUGACAUGUACAACGCCUGCCUAGACUUGAAUACCAUAGAAGAAUUGGGUAUCACGCCCUUAGUUAAAAUCCUAGAUUCUUACGGCCAGUGGCCGAUGACAGUGUCUAACUGGACGGACGAUGAUUUCGACUGGCGAAAAGCAACUGCAUCCAUCCGGAAUACCUUUGGAGUCGGAUUUCUUUUUCAAGUGUCUAAUUUCGUCGACCUCAACAACACCGACAUCAGCGUUAUUUAUGUGGACCAGCCUUCCCUGGGAGUGCCUAGUUUUAUUCUCAGAGACAAAAACUUAACUAGUGCUCAUGUUAUGGAUUAUUUCACAUUUGUCUCCGCCGUAGCGCUCAGUGUAAGGGAUACCAUUGAUGGAGGGGCCAAUGAUACCGAUAUCGUCAAAGAUAUUGCAGACAUGAUCAGUUUUCACAUUGAUUUAGCUAAUAUUAUGACGUUGGAUCAAUCAGACUGGAAUUUGAGCCGAAAUUAUAAUCCAUUUCCCCUCGACGAACUGCAAGCAUGGACAGACAGUGCCAAUGCAACCAAUUCAAUGGGCCAAAUUAACUGGCACGAACACCUCACCGACAUUUAUUCCAUCGCUGAUGUCUCAAUCAACCCUGAUGAGAAAAUUGUUGUCAGCGAACCAGAAUACCUUCCAAAAUUGCUGCAGUUGCUGGAUCAGACAUCCCCCAGAGUUAUUGCUAAUUUCAUUCAUUGGCGACUCGUACUUGAACACAUUUACGAUCUGAACGAUGAAAUUAUGAUCAUGGCGGAUGAAUUUGACGAAGCCAUUUAUGGUCCAUUUCCAAUACCAUCCAGAGAAGAUUGGUGUUUGGAAAGAGUGCAAGAUAUGAUGGGCUUCGCCAUCGGCGCUCAAUAUGUUGAAAAAUCAUUCGAUCCACAAACUAAAAUCGACAUGAAAGAGAUGAUCCUCAAUUUAAAAACGGCCUUCAGCUCUCUUGUAGAGGAUUCGAACUGGAUGGACGAGGAGACAAAAAUCAAUGCGCUUGAGAAAGCUGCAGCCAUGAAAGAUUACAUCGGUUAUCCAGAUUGGAUCACCAAUAGAACUACACUUGAAUUGGCAUAUCACGGAAUCAGUACCAAACCGGACACGCAUUUCGAUAAUUUUCAGUCUGCCAAACGAUUUAUGGUGAUGAACAAUUUAAGAUUUCUUCGCUUCAGGACUAAUCGCGAUAAUUUGUGGAUCUCAUUCCCGACUGUCGUGAAUGCAUUUUACCAUCCAAUGCUGAAUUCCAUAACUUUCCCUGCUGGAAUCUUACAGCCCCCGUUUUACGACAAAGGGCGUCUCGCCGCUUCAAAUUAUGGUGCUAUCGGUGCUGUAAUUGGUCACGAAAUCACGCAUGGUUUCGACAGUGAAGGUUACAAAACCGACAAGAAAGGUCAUGAAAUAUCAUGGUGGACCAACCACACGUUGGACGAAUUUCACAAAAAGAAGGAAUGCAUCGUCGAUCAAUAUAACAAUUACACUCUACCGGAACUGGUAGAAACCGAUGCAUUUCACGUAAACGGAAGUAACACGCUAGGUGAAAACAUAGCAGACAAUGGUGGUCUUAGAGAAGCCUUCCGAGCUUAUCAAAACUACGUCGCCAGAAACGGCCCUGAAAAGCGACUACCCGGGCUGGAACAUUACACUCCUGAGCAGAUAUUCUUUCUCUCAUUUGCCACUGUUGAAUGCAGCAAUGAAAGCCCUGAAAGUCUCGCGGACCAAGCUCUUUUUGGUGUGCAUACUCCUACUCGUUAUCGAGUCAUAGGGCCGCUCUCCAAUUUGAAUGAUUUUAGCCAACAUUUCAAAUGUCCUGCCGGUUCCCCCAUGAAUCCAUCGAACAAAUGUACUGUAUGGUAAGAAUAACCCUUUUUUAAAGUGACAUUAGUUUAUAGUUGUUGAUGAUUUAACCACUUGAUGCUUCCAUUCAAGGUUGUUAGCCUCACAUAAAAAUUCGAAAAUGUUAAUUAAUCCAGGCUUAAUUCAGCAUUUUAUGCAGACUAUCCUCUUUAAGAGGGUAUUUUAUUUUUCUUCCUACAGAAAAUAAGCACAUGAAAUAUCAGCAAAAUAAUUUAACCUUUUCAGUUACAUUUCAACGAUUCUUAAAUUGGUAAAAUAGGCGUUUGUCCCAUCAUCAACCCAAUAGGCGAAAGAACCUCGCGCAUUCGUACCUAGAAGAUCUGAUUGAAUUACAGGCGUAGGAUGCCCAUCGAUGUAUACACCAAGAGUAUUAUUCCGCACA
Daphnia carinata is the source of this 2811-nucleotide messenger RNA. RefSeq names its product membrane metallo-endopeptidase-like 1. Gene Ontology annotation, cellular component: plasma membrane. Gene Ontology annotation, molecular function: metalloendopeptidase activity. Bases 78 to 2429 code for a protein of 783 amino acids. Lineage: Eukaryota; Metazoa; Arthropoda; Branchiopoda; Diplostraca; Daphniidae. The transcript is spliced from 17 exons. The record is from RefSeq and is a predicted model, not a curated record. Gene Ontology annotation, biological process: protein processing.